Plectropomus leopardus (leopard coralgrouper) is the source of this 1889-nucleotide messenger RNA. The record is from RefSeq and is a predicted model, not a curated record. Lineage: Eukaryota; Metazoa; Chordata; Actinopteri; Perciformes; Serranidae.
CUUCUGUUUACAGAUGUUGAGGAGGAAAAUGAAGAAUCAGUAGAUGACCAUUCAUUGCUUUCUUUGUCAAGUUCCUCUUCUCUGAGUCUUAAAACACCAUUUGUGGAUGUUCGGACUGAGAAAAAGGGCCUGCAGAGAAGAGUUUCUAACCGUCGAAAAAUCACAGUGGAAGAAUUUGGCGCUGCUGUUAAUAAAAGGGAGAUGGGAGGAGUGAGCAGCUUUGUGCAGGUGGAGCGGGGCCUCAGUGAGACCGCUUUCUCUGAGGGCUUCACUUUGGGCCUGAGCAAACUCAGUGAACCUGAUCUCACGACUGAUAUCCUUCACUGCAACACGGCUCUUUACACCCAGCCUGAUGCCGUCGCCUCUAACUUUUCCAUCGUUGCAACUCAGGACAAGCCAACGGUGCUGGCGUCUCAGCUGGAGAGACACAUGGAGCAGGAGGAACAGAUGGAGGUGGAGCAGAGCGAGCUGGGGAAAGAAAAGUCAGUUUAUGCAUUUCCAACUGAAGAAGGAGCUGAACCUCAGAGUGAAGAAUCCCAGUCAGAGCAAGAUGCAGAUGCAGCUGAAUCUCAAAAGGAGAAGAGCACAGCUGAUGGUCAGCUUGAAGAUGCUGCAGCCAUGUUGAAAUCUGAGGAAGAGGAGGCCGAAUCCCAGACUAUUGGAAGGGACGAUGCAGCUGAGUCUGAGGACGAGGGGAACAGAGUGGAAGCUCAAACAGAGGAGGAAGAUGCAGCUGACUCUCACACUGAAGACGAUGCUGCACCCAAGUCUCAGUCUGAGGAAGAGGAGGCCGCAACAGAGCCUCAAACUGAAGAAGAAGAACGUGAGGGUGACUCUCAGACUGAAGAAGGUCAAAGUGGAGUUGAUUCGCAGCCUGAGGAGGACGUUACAGCCGGGUCUCAGUCUGAGGAAGAGGAGUUUGUACCAGACUCUCAAACUGAAGAAGUAGAUAAAGCUGUUGAUUCUCAGUCUCCGGAGGACGUUGCAGAAUAUCAGAGUGGUCCAGAGGCCCCUGCAGCCCAUUCUCGAUCUGAAGAAGCGGACGAUGUGGCUGAUUCUCAACUUGACAACGAGCAUGAUGGCGAGCAGGAGGAGACAGAUGUUCAGCAGACAUCAAAACAGCUGGAACGUGACUUGGAACACAUCAGUCGAAGGGCUCAUCGCUCAGAGGGCGGCCUCAUUAUGCCCGUCACAGAGGCAGGGGGAGAUUUUGCAGACGCUACAGAGGCAGGAUGGUCUGAUAGAACGUCUAAAGCACACACCAGACUGGAAAUGGAAAGCCAAGACGGCGAUCAGCUUCAUUCAGGGAUCCCUGACUCGGCCGAGUUCUCAAACCAAGAACAGGCCGAUGCCUCUUACACAGAGGCCGAGUCUGACGCUGAUAAAGAGAACGCGUUUACUCUCCCGGAGGUGACGCCUGAUAUUGAAGACAUUCCCCAGGACCCUGCUGAACAGGACCCUGCUCAACAGGGGGAGGAGUGGGAGGAUGAAGAAGAUGAUGAAGAGGGUGGUGAGCUCCCGAGCAAGACUCCAGCGUUUGUCAAACAGAAAAUACACUUUUUUCCGGCCGAUGCUCAGGCUUCACCUUCUGUUUUUAAGAAUGUUCAAGCCAGCAACAGUACAGGUCAAGCUUUUCCUGCACCCAAACAAAAGCAGGUGAAACAGAGGAGGAAACGGCCAGCUAAAAAGGAAGCAGGCUUUCCCAAAACCUAUCUCAUGGGUGUGUUCAAGCACUUUGCAAAAACAAAGGUUUCUGCAGAUGUGUACCCUGUCCUACAAGAAAUAAUGGAUAAAUACUUUGACCGGCUGGCGGAGGACUUGGAGACGUACGCUGCUCAUGCAAAGAGAAAAACCAUAGAGGCUGAAGAUGCUGAGCUGCUGUUGAAAAG